Messenger RNA from Salvelinus fontinalis (brook trout), 3372 nucleotides. RefSeq names its product tetraspanin-14-like. The record is from RefSeq and is a predicted model, not a curated record. The coding region runs from base 95 to 904 and encodes 269 amino acids. Gene Ontology annotation, biological process: protein localization to plasma membrane; protein maturation; regulation of vascular endothelial growth factor signaling pathway. NCBI's taxonomy places the organism in Eukaryota, Metazoa, Chordata, Actinopteri, Salmoniformes, Salmonidae. Gene Ontology annotation, cellular component: membrane. The transcript has 9 exons.
AAAUUGGGCGUGGCCUGCUGCCCUUACGGGAAGUCGAGAAUAAAGUCUCCAAAGAGUUUUAAAAACUCAGCCAAGCCAACAAAGCGGGGAAAAGAUGCACUACUAUCGUUAUGAAAAUGAAGAGGUCAGCUGCUGCUACAAGUACCUCAUGUUUAGCUACAACAUAAUAUUUUGGCUGGCUGGAGCAGCAUUCAUCGCCAUUGGGUUCUGGGCCUGGAGUGAGAAGGGUGUGCUGUUGGACCUGACCCAGGUGACACGGCUACAUGGCUUUGACCCUGUGUGGCUGGUGCUGGCUGUGGGAGGUAUCACCUUCAUCCUGGGCUUCGCAGGAUGUGUAGGUGCACUCAGGGAGAACAUUUGCCUCCUCAAAUUUUUCUCAGGGGUCAUCGGGUUCAUCUUCUUCCUGGAGUUGACGGCAGCCGUGCUGGCGUUUGUCUUUCAGGACAACGUCAGGGAGUGGAUCAAUGACUUCUUCCUGGCCAACGUCAAGGCCUACAGAGAGGACAUCGACCUGCAGAACCUCAUCGACUCCCUGCAAAAGAUGAACCACUGCUGCGGAGCCAAGGAGCCUGAUGACUGGAACCUGAAUCUCUACUUCAACUGCACCGUCAACAACCCCAGCAGAGAAAGUUGUGGAGUGCCCUUCUCCUGCUGCCUCAGUGACCCUGCAGACACCGUUUUAAACACCCAGUGUGGAUAUGAUGUCCGUAAAGGUCCAAAGGGGGUCUGGAGUAACGCCAUUUACGUCAAGGGCUGCAUCCCAGCCUUGGAGGAGUGGCUGCCUCGGAAUAUCUACAUAAUAGCUGGAGUAUUCAUCGUUAUAUCUGUACUCCAGAUGAUGGGCAUCUUCUUUGCUCGGACACUGAUCGGUGACAUUGAGAAGGUCAAGUUUAACUACUACUGAGUGGUGUGGUGGAAUGCAUAGGCCUACAGAGGACAGUACUGGGACUAUCCACCAUACAUUCCUCCCUCUCUCUGAUCUCCCUCUGAGGCAUGGCAAGGGACAAGAAUACUUCUAUACCUGUGGCAUGUUAUCUUUGGACUGUUCUGUCAGUCUCUGGAGAUGGGAUACCUCUGCAGAGCCUGCACAGUGGACAUUAAUCCGCCUUAUUCAACUCACGGCUCUUAUGUGCCUUCUCUCACAGGAUUGCAGUCGGACUUAAAAUACACCCUGGGUUUCCCUUUGUUUUUGUAAUUAGAUACAUUCUUGUAUGGUUUGCCUCAGACACAGUGAAUGUUUUCCUCUUUCCCGGGGACAGCGUCUUAACCAAUAGACCCAAGUAGUUUCCUGGGUCAAUACAUCAUACCUCAAUGAUCCAAAAACAACAAUAUAAGUCGUUGCACAGGUUUGAAAGGUGUGUUCUCUAGCCUGCAGUGUUUCAUGAGUAGAAUGGUAGCAUAUCAGACUGGGGGAGGAGGAGGAGUUUACCACGUCAGUGCAGCUGCAAUGGCUCCGAUAUAAGACCUCGCCCUAGAGCUCAAUCUGAAACAACAGGAUUUCAGCACUGUUGUGAGACAGGCUUUCAACUGGGACCACCAUUGUCCCUUACCUCAGCUAAACAUGAGAAAUGCAGCUCUAUUUUAAAGGUAGACUCAGCGAUGUGACGUAGAUGCAGAAAGUAAACCGCAUGGUGGGUCAAUUUCCACAACAAAGUGGGAGGCUCAACUUGUCUUUUUUUAUUCUGUACCUACAAUGCUGUAAAGAGUGAAGCGAACCCGUGCACCUGCGCAGAUACUGUGUUGAGCGAUAAGUCUUGCAUCUUGCUCUUCUCAAUAUCUGUGGUGCUGCUCGUGGCAGUCAUUUAGCUGAGUCUACCUUUUUCAACCAUUAGAAUCAGUCUGCAGCCGGUCAAAACCAAAAGUGCACAGCUGAACCUCUGACCUAUUGUCCAUCAUGCCUUGUCUUUUCUAGCAGUCAUGUGUCUCACAACUUGUCAUACAUACUUGUCAUUCCACAAUGUGCACUGCAUCAUGCCAACUAGCGUUGCGUAUCGGUCAUGUAGACACACGACUUAAGGGAAACAACUGUUGACGCAAUGUGUGUGUGUGUGUGUAGAUGACAUGUUUUAUUUUGAUCAGUCUUAGAUGACCCCUAAGUGAAGUAUUAGUUGUUAGCUUGUUGACUCAGAGUAGCUGAGUUUGAUUAUUUUGCUGUUGUGUUGACUCCAGCCAAGGAAGCUUGGGCAAGUGCAGCAGUGGAGACAGAGCCCAGUGUCUCUCGCCCAGACAGACAGGGAGACAUCCAGAGCAGCAUGGUCCACUUGAACUACAGGUGAGAUCUGAUCAUAGUGCUCACAUCCCAUCAACCUAUAUCCGGGAUUGUGCUGUGAUCACAUCGCUAGACCUGGUUAUCUGCCUGCAUGGUGAACGUUUUGAUUGAGAGAUUGUAUUCACCUAUAAUGUCUUGAAUAAUUUUUACUGUCUUAUCUUGAUGAUCUGUUUUUCUAAACACAUUCACAAACGCAAACCCAGUCAGCGCCUUUUUAAUUUUAGCUUAAAUGUGCUGAACUGUUCUACUCUCCUCUUGUUAGAUAUUAAAUACAAUGUCUGAUCGGGCUACCCGGAGGCACUUUAUGUAGAAUAGAUACAAUUACAACUGUACGGGGGGUUUUGAUGCCCAACUCGUGUCUCCUCGGCUCAGCCUUUACACCUCAACAAGACACCCAGCCCACAUCCAAGUGACCUCUGGCCACAGAAUGAGCACAGACUUCCUGAAACAUUACUCCAAGCCUUCUGAAAGCGUUUUCAGCGGAGGUGUUUGCUGCAAGCUAGAUAACUGCCAGUGCCUACACACAUUGAGCUUGCUCUACCUUCAUCCUGUCCAAUGAUGCCCUGCUCAUUCCCCCUCUACUGCUGUCCUCAUACCAGAAUGGGGAGCUUUACAUAAUGGCAGGUAGCCUAGCGGUUAAGAGCAUUGGGCCAGUAAUCGAAAGGACACUGGUUCGACUCCCCUAGCCUACUAGGUGAAAAAUCUGACAUGCCCUUGAGCAAAGCACUUAACCCUAAUUGCUCUGUGUAACAGUGUCUGCCGAUUGACAAUAAUGUAAUUGUUGAAUGAGGAUAUCUUUACAGCUGAUGAAUGCUAUGCUUGAGUUAUGUCAUACAUUACAAGAUCAAAUUAAAGGACUUUCAUUCAGGCCUUCAACUCCCAUUUACACAUCUGAUGGUCAAGGUCUUUUAUGUAGUUUAACAUAAUUUUUGUGUGCGUGUGUUACAGAUUGCUUCCAUGUGAUCAUGGGAGUGUUUUUAACAAAAGGGACUUUUUUUUCACAUGUAGGUGUUCUCUGUUUUACCUAAUUACAUUUUGUAAAUGUGAAUUUUAUUAAUUCUGGAUAGGUUUUUAUAAGCAAUAAAGUAUGUUUGUCCAUUUUU